AGCGUAUUAUUUUCGCAGUCAGCGAUCAUCAAAAUAGUUUGUUCAACUUAACUCAAAUUUUGCCUUGUAACAAAUAUUACCAUAUUAGUGUCUGAUAGCACCUUAAUGAGGAACAGGUCCCAGUUAGAUUGAGCAACUUCUAAUAGCCACCAGCUACAGGAUAUGUCUGCCGUUGUGGAUCCAAGGAAACGAAUUCGUGAGGAGGAUGUGAACGAAUUCAUGCCCCUGUCGAAACGGAUAAAUAAUCUACACCUGAACAACAACGGAGGGGUAGGGUUCCCUACGGAACAUCAUCCAGCUGUUGCGAGUAUGCAUAUGCCUUUGUUGGAGGGUCACCAGGCAACUUUUCCCCAGUGCAGUUCCAGUAGUAGCAGCUCCGGAAGUACCUGCCACUCCAUACCGUCCGGCGGAAGUUCUCCCAGUAAUGGCGGUGCUGGUACAAGGCCACCGUCCCACGGUCAGGACUCGCUGGUGGUAAACGGGGAGGCACUGGGCGAGUAUUGUCCCGAUUUGAGUGAGCAUGAAAAUCCACACUACUUCAAUCGAAACAAGGUGCUGUACGAACUGUUCCUGGAGCGGAUGCGACGGGAGCAGUGAAUUCCCUGCCGUUACAUGAGUUUUUAUGUGUGGACAAUAUUCGUUUCAAUAUUCAUUACAAUCUGCGAUGAGCGUCCAGGAUUUAGCAUUCAAUCAGGCACGGCUUUUUCCCAUUGGGAUUGAUUCUCGAUAAUUUAUCUCAUAGCUUUGCUUAAAUAUGGCUCGGAAGAGGCGAACUACAUGCUAAUAUCAGACAGGAAGCUGCUUCAAAUAUGAUAUAUUUAUAUUGCCAACUAUAAUUAGUGUACUAUCAACAAUGUAUUUAUUACAAAUUUGAUGAAAAAAAAAAAAUUCAAUAAAAUCGGAUAAAAA
Molecule: messenger RNA, 909 nt
Organism: Ochlerotatus camptorhynchus
Lineage: Eukaryota; Metazoa; Arthropoda; Insecta; Diptera; Culicidae
Exons: 2
Coding region: 163-597 (144 amino acids)
Source: RefSeq, a predicted model, not a curated record